Molecule: messenger RNA, 2467 nt
Organism: Nelumbo nucifera (sacred lotus)
Lineage: Eukaryota; Viridiplantae; Streptophyta; Magnoliopsida; Proteales; Nelumbonaceae
Product: receptor-like protein 4
Molecular function (GO): protein binding
Source: RefSeq, a predicted model, not a curated record
GACAGGAAGAGAGAGAGAGAGAAUGUGAAAAAGAAGUGGAGGGUUCAGAGGAAAAGGCGAGAGCAGGCAUUCGAAGCUACGAUGUCCAAACUAGUAUUACUGUUGCUCACCCUGUUCUCGACUCUGCAUCCUUCUUCUCCUCGGCCUGAGCCAUUUGCUAUGCGCAUAAGCUGUGGGGCUCGACUUAAUGUUCACACCCCACCAACCAAUACUCUCUGGUACAAGGACUUUGGUUAUACUGGAGGAAGGCCGGGAAAUGCAUCACUAAUAAAUAACAUUGUUCCUCCACUUAAAACACUUCGCUAUUUCACUCUCUCUGAUGGUCCAGAGAAUUGCUAUAAUAUCAAGAGAGUACCCAAUGGGCACUAUUCAGUGAGAAUCUUCUUUGGGUUGGUUGCAGACCCUAAUUUUGAGAGUGAACCUUUGUUUGAUGUGUCUAUUGAAGGAACUCAGAUAUAUUCUUUAGAAUCAGGUUGGAGUACCACUGAGGAUCAAUCAUUUGCUGAAGCUCUAGUAUUUGUUCCAGAUGGUACGGUCUCUUCUUGUGUUCAUAGCACUGGGCAUGGAGAUCCUGCUAUUCUUUCAAUUGAGAUUCUUCAAGUUGAUGACAAAGCAUAUUAUUAUGGGCCGGGCUGGGGUCAAGGGACAAUCUUGAGGACAGCCAAAAGACUCAACUGUGGUUCUGGGUUGGCGAAAUUUGAUGCAGAUUAUGAUGGGCAUCACUGGGGUGGGGACAGAUUUUGGCAAAAAGUUACAUCUUUUGGCCAGGGUUCUGAUAAGAUUAGAUCUAAUCAAAACAGCAUCAGGAAAGCUUAUUCGUCACCUAACUUCUAUCCAAAGGAGAUUUAUCAGACAGCUAUUAUUGGUACUGAUGGUCAGCCAGAUUUAUCAUAUAGUAUGGAUGUGGAGCCUAACAGAAACUACUCAAUUUGGUUGCACUUUGCGGAGAUUGAUGCUGGCAUCACAAAUGUAGGACAAAGGGUUUUUGAUAUCCUCAUAAAUGGUGAUAUUGCAUUUAAAGAUGUUGACAUUAUUGGCAUGAGUGGGGAUACUUACACAGCUAUUGUGUUGAACAAGACAGUUGCUAUCAAUGGGAGGACUUUGACAAUAACCAUGAACCCUACCAAAGGAAGUGCCAUUAUCAAUGCCAUUGAGGUCUUUGAGCUUAUUUCAGCAGAAUCCAAAACUUUAACAGAAGAAGUUGGGGCUUUACAGAAAUUGAAGAAUGCUUUGGGGCUUCCUCUUCGUUUUGGGUGGAAUGGUGAUCCGUGUGUCCCCCAACAACAUCCAUGGAGUGGAGUGGACUGCCAGUUUGACAGGAUAAGUGCCAAAUGGUUCAUUGAUGGACUUGGUCUUGACAACCAAGGUCUAAGGGGAUUUUUGCCAAGUGACAUAGCCAAGCUGCGACAUCUACAAAGCAUAAACCUAAGCGGGAAUAGCAUUCGUGGGACAAUACCAUCCUCACUCGGAGCAAUAACAAGGCUGGAAGUAUUAGACCUCUCCUUCAACUUCUUUAAUGAUACGAUACCCGAAAGCCUUGGAAUGUUAACAUCGUUAAGAAGAUUGAAUCUCAAUAGCAACUUUCUAUCUGGAAGAGUUCCAGCUGCACUUGGAGGAAGGCUUCUGCACAGGGCUAGCUUCAAUUUUACUGGUAAUGCUGGCCUUUGUGGCAUACCGGGACUACCAACAUGUGGACCCCACCUCUCUACUGGUGCCAAGAUAGGGAUUGCAUUUGGGGUGUUUGUGGCAUUUAUACUUCUUCUUGUCUGUUCAAUGUGCUGGUGGAAAAGAAGACAGAAUAUACUGCGGGCACAGAGAAUUGCAGCAAGAGAUGCUCCAUAUGCAAAAGCAAGAACACAAUUUGUGCGUGAUGUGCGAUUGACUAGGCAUCAUGAGCUCGUUCGGUCUGUUUCUGAGAAUGGACCCAGUUUGCUCUCUUGAUUGGCUAUGAUUCUGGAUCCUUUCAACUUUGCUGUCUGUGCACUUGCCAUUUGAUACCUUUGGUUUGACCAAAACCUCCAAUCCCAUACCAUCCAUCUGCUUGCCCCUGCAGUCCCAAAGCUUUUUGUUCUUCAGCUGGGCUGCUUUCUGAGCUUCUCAGUAUAAAAUGCUUCAAGAUUCUUCUCAGGUCUUGCUUAAUAGCCCUUGAGAAGGCACUCUACCACGUCUGAAAGCGUACACGUGCCCUUCAUUUUUGUGUGGUGUUGUAUGCUGUAGAUUGUCAUGUAUAUUGCUCAUUCCUUCUCUUUCUGUUUUCAGCCAAAGUAUCUUACACACACAGACAAAUGAUUCCUUGCAUAUAUUAAACGACCAUUCAUACUAAGAGCGGCCUUCGGUUGAUAUUUUUACAUUGGAUGAGAGAUUAUUUUUUUCUUUCCUGCUACACAAACUUCAUUCUCUGGUUGCACUUGCACAACGUAGAAUGGAGGAAAACAUUGAAGUUGCAAGAAAAUGCUAGUUUUUGGUA